Molecule: messenger RNA, 3637 nt
Organism: Hipposideros armiger (great roundleaf bat)
Lineage: Eukaryota; Metazoa; Chordata; Mammalia; Chiroptera; Hipposideridae
Gene: SCN3B
Product: sodium voltage-gated channel beta subunit 3
Exons: 6
Coding region: 741-1388 (215 amino acids)
Biological process (GO): sodium ion transport; regulation of heart rate by cardiac conduction; regulation of sodium ion transmembrane transporter activity
Cellular component (GO): voltage-gated sodium channel complex
Molecular function (GO): sodium channel inhibitor activity; transmembrane transporter binding
Source: RefSeq, a predicted model, not a curated record
CCCUUCCCGGAGCUACAGGCCAACAUGUCUGUGCACGAGCAGGAGUGGGGUUGCCUGGAGGGUGUGAAUUGGUGGGAAGGGGUGCCCGUGCUGGGGAGAGGUGAGGAGAUGUGAAAGAGAGACCUGAAGACAGCCUGCGAGCCAAGAGAUCGCGGGGUCUGGAGCUCAGACGGCUUCAGUGGCUUCGGGUGUUUGGGCACGUCCAGCUAGAGAAGCCGGGCAGGGCAGAUGAAACCGCAGCUCCGGAGUCUUGGUGGAUCCUGGUCGGAGCGUAGCUGUUGCUAAGGGAGUGAGAGGUGGAUCAACAUGGACCCCUCCGACAGCCCAGCCGCCUAAAACCAGCCAUGCUGCUCACUUCUGGGCUGAGAUUUCACUGAGGUGCGAACCAGGGAAGCAGCAGAGCAACUGGAAUUCGAAGUUCCGGGGUGGGCGGGGAAAGUACUGUCCGUGGUGCUGAGCUGGAUCCCAACAGCGAGCUCCGGGGAGAGCGUGCAAAAGCUGCUGAUCCGCUGCCUCGAAUUGAGGCGGUCUUCUAAGGGUAGCUUCGAGCGGAAUCCCAAGCCCCGCUCAGAAAUCCCACAGAGCCUCCUGUCACCGGUGCUUGGACCUUCUUUCAAUCAGAAAAUCGCCCCCUUGGGGCAAUUUGUCCCAAAGGGUUUCCUCGAAAGUGUCUGAGAGGGCGCAAUUCUUGACCGAGGGAAUCUCUCCGUCGAACCCCGGAAGCUGCCCUGACGAAGAAGAUGCCCGCCUUCAACAGAUUGUUUCCCCUGCCUUCCCUCGUGCUCAUCUUCUGGGUUAGGGUCUGCUUCCCUGUGUGUGUGGAAGUGCCCUCGGAGACAGAGGCCGUUCAGGGCAACCCUAUGAAACUGCGCUGCAUCUCCUGCAUGAAGAGGGAGGAGGUGGAGGCCUCCACCGUGGUGGAGUGGUUCUACAGGCCCGAGGGCGGUAAAGAUUUCCUUAUCUAUGAGUAUCGGAAUGGUCACCAAGAGGUGGAGAGCCCCUUCCAGGGACGCCUGCAGUGGAAUGGAAGCAAGGACUUGCAGGAUGUGUCCAUCACUGUGCUCAACGUCACCCUGAAUGACUCCGGCCUCUAUACCUGCAAUGUGUCCCGGGAGUUUGAGUUUGAGGCACAUCGCCCCUUUGUGAAGACCACACGGCUAAUCCCCCUCCGAGUCACCGAGGAGGCUGGAGAGGACUUCACCUCUGUCGUCUCAGAAAUCAUGAUGUACAUCCUCCUGGUCUUCCUCACCUUGUGGCUGCUCAUUGAGAUGAUCUAUUGCUACAGGAAGGUCUCAAAAGCUGAAGAGGCAGCCCAAGAAAAUGCGUCUGACUACCUUGCCAUCCCAUCAGAGAACAAAGAGAACUCUGUGGUGCCGGUAGAGGAAUAGAAGGGGUGUGACUCGAGGUGAUGUGUAGGGAAGGGGGAGGGAAAGGUGGGUAAGGAUGGCAGGUUGUACAAGUGACUUUGUCGCCCACAACCGAAGUGACUUUAAAUUUAGUCCCUGGAUUAAUUUCUGCCCUACCUAAUUUCCCACCCUCAGGAUAGUUCUUUAAGUUGAAGUCCCAAGUCACAAAGCUCUGUGUGAUGUCAAGCCCUUCAGAAAGUGACUUGCUUUGGCUUGAGUGUUGGGGCAACUUGAACUCCACACCCAUAGUGACAAAGGCAUAGUAAUUCUCCCACCUCCUUUUGAAGGAUCAUGGAUUUGGUCAGAGUUUUUGGCUGGACUGGAAAUUCUUAGUGGUUUGUUUUAUCGUUGGUAGGUGGCCUGAACACUGAGGGACUCAAUGUCCCAAGUUCAGUGAUGUCAACAGCAUCAGGAGAGUGCCUCAGAGGCCACAUCACUUCCCUUCAUGCAUCCAUUCUUCAAUUUAUUCAUCAUACAUCCCCUCACCUGACUUCCUGAUUCCGUCAGACCUCUACAUACCAUAAGACUUAGCCAGUACUGAGGAGCCAACAUUUCUACACAGAUUCAAUCUCACCCUGUCCUAGCUUUCAAGCAAGCAGCUCCCAUGCCAACUGGACUUCUCUCCUGUGUUACAAGUGACUUUGAACAAGUGCUGGGGAUGGGCACAUCGCUCUGCUCCUUACUAGCUGGAACUGGCUCAUUCUCCAUUGCUGCAAGUGGAUGGAUGUCUUCAUGGAAAGAAGCAGGAGUGAUUAGUGUGAGUUAAAGUAAGAGUGCCGUGAAGUUGGAUUUUUUUGAAGUCAGUUUUUCCAAGUUCUUGGCCCACUUGACUAGAGCAUUAGAGCAAAGCAUGCUUUUCUAGGUUCUCUAGUAAUAAAAGUUCAUUCAGCAUGGACUAAAAUGUUCUCUGGAGCUAGAUCCUGUUAGGACUCUAAGGCCUAGAUUAGUCUCAGUCCUUUAAGAAGCCAAGCACAGCAGACUUGGGAAGGACUGAACAAUUUAAGUGGCUCUUAAAAGUCAUACAUGUUCAUGAUCCUACUGGGGUAAGGUAUUUAUGUCCCUGCCACCCCACCCCCUAUCCCCAAGUGAACACACCACUCAAGACAGUUGUUUUCCUGCAGGCACUGGAACUGCAAUUCCUGUUCUUCCUCUCAAAAUUUUUGUGGAUCAGUAUUAUUACUAUGUUACAGGAGGCAACCGAAAUUCAGACAAGUCUCAACUGACUUCAGGGGAUAAACUGGAGCAGAUAUAAGCCUUAGGUGCUGCCUAGGUUAAACGUCCCAAGAUGGAUAAUUUAGUUUUUGAAAACUUUGACAUUGAGAUUGGCUGUGGCCAUGCCUCCUUCACAAGCACACAUCGGGGUGGAUUGCCUGGCUGAGGUUAACUCUGAUUGAUUCUGAUAAUGAGAAAUUGGCUGGAAAGGCAGAGAAAGACAUGAAGUAGACUUGAAGAACUUCCUUAGUGAAAGGAUUUGUGAAUCUGAAACAUCCUCCAGAAGAAUGCAUCUGGGAAUGACAUUUAAGAAACAUGCUCAUUUGUCUGAGAUGGAUGAGGAAAUGUGUGAAGUGAUAGGGGAGGGAAGGGCUAGGUGGCUUCCAAAUAUUUCACCUGUGAACCCACAAUGUCUGGAGUUUUCUUCUAGAUUUUCAGAGAGCCGAUGAACACUGGAAAAAUCUUAGUCAAAAUCUCAUGUUUCAUUUUAAUUGAGUGAUUGGUCCAAGUUUGAUGUCCUUCAGUGAUGAGAAGUGAGGAAGGUGCUUUACAGAUUUUGAGAUGAAAGUGACUGAGAUUUGAUGAACGAGAUGUCCCUCAGAUCUUGGGGAAUUUAUGGGGAAAGAUCAUACUCUGUUGGCUUUGGGCCUCACCUGAAAAGCUCAUUUUUUCAUUUCUCCCAUCCUUGGUUAAGUACUCGAAACAAGUCCUUAUUCACGUAUUCAAGAGUCCGAUUUUAUUAAAGAAAAUAAUUUCAAUAAAUUCAAGGCCCUUUUCAUUGGUAAUUUCCCACAUAAUCCCUCCAAAAUUUGGGGCAGAAUAUAGAUUUUUCUUACUUUAUAGUUAGGAAAAUAGGCCUGAAUAAUUAAGAAGUUUUUCCAGUCUCUUGGCUGGUUGAUGACAGAGCUUGUAGCAGAAGAGAGCUACUUACUUCCAUUCCACUUUCCUUUUGGUUCCAAUAGGCAUUGCAUCUAACUUUUUUUUUUUUAAGAUUUUAUUGGGGGAAUUGGGAAGGGGAA